GAACCGUCCACAACGCCCUCACCAAGGGGUGUCCGCCGAUUGCGAUUGGCUGACGCCCGUCCCGUCAGCUAGGCAGUAAGCGCCGCGGCCAGCAGAGGGCGGUCCGGACCCAAGUCUGCAGCGGCGCCAUUGGCGUGUGGAAAAUGCCACCAGAUGGCGGGUUAGGAUUGCAGCUCCGUUGAAGGCGCGGCCCCCGCUCCCGAACCCCCGGCGAACACCCCGUAACAACCCCCCCACAUCGGGAAUAACACACCGGAGACUUUUGGGGGGAAACUAGGUCGACGGCCGGCGGCGCCCGGAUGGGCAGCUGAGGAUUGACUUUGAAGUUACUUAAAAAGUUUUGAAUUGUACAGCACUUGAUUCUUUUGCUACAUUGUGGAAAGACCUCUUCAGCAAUGAUUACUUCAGAGUUACCAGUGUUACAGGAUUCAACUAAUGAAACUACAGCCCAUUCUGAUGCUGGCAGCGAACUUGAAGAAACAGAGAUCAAAGGAAAAAGAAAAAGGGGUCGUCCUGGUCGGCCUCCAUCUACAAACAAGAAACCUCGAAAAUCUCCAGGAGAGAAGAGUAGAAUUGAAGCUACUGUUAGAGGAACAGGCCGUGGAAGAGCUAAUGGGCACCCUCAACAGAAUGGUGAAGGGGAGCCUGUUACACUAUUUGAAGUGGUGAAAUUGGGGAAAAGUGCAAUGCAGUCCGUGGUGGAUGACUGGAUUGAAUCAUAUAAACAAGACAGGGACAUCGCGCUUCUGGAUUUAAUCAACUUUUUUAUCCAGUGUUCAGGAUGUCGAGGUACAUAAUGUU
Molecule: messenger RNA, 801 nt
Organism: Hyaena hyaena (striped hyena)
Lineage: Eukaryota; Metazoa; Chordata; Mammalia; Carnivora; Hyaenidae
Product: cohesin subunit SA-1-like
Exons: 6
Coding region: 396-797 (133 amino acids)
Biological process (GO): sister chromatid cohesion
Cellular component (GO): cohesin complex; nucleus; chromatin
Molecular function (GO): chromatin binding
Source: RefSeq, a predicted model, not a curated record